CGCGACACCGGUCUUUUUCCGGCGAAUGAGCUGACGAGUCAGCGCGUCACCACCGAGACAUUAACCACUGUUUUAACCGGUUUGAUCGACAUCUUUUUCACGGCUACGAUGAGGUGGUGACCCGGGGUCGGCCGGGCCGUGAGAUGACUGCCGCUUGGUGCCGAGGAAAGACGGCGCAGCGCGAUUGAGAGAGAGAGAGAGAGAGAGAAGAAUGGGCAAGAGAGCCUGGGGCUGCUGGCAAAGCGUCGUCUCCACCGCAGUGCUCUACGGCUCUUUGGCCCUGUUCAUCUCCAUCCUCCACAACGUGUUCCUCCUCUACUAUGUGGAGACGUUCGUGUCCAUCUACAAGAUCGAUAAAGUUUCCUUCUGGGUGGGCGAGGCGGUGUUCCUCAUAUGGAACAGUGUGAACGAUCCUCUCUUCGGCUGGCUGAGUGAUCGCUCCUUCCUCAGCGCUCCUCAGUCAGGCUCUCAGAUCACAACUCCAGAGGUGGUGCUGAAGCGCCUGCAGGCCCUCUCCACCAAUGGCCCGCUCUUCGCUCUGUCCUUCCUGGCCUUCUGGGUGGCGUGGGCCCGACCGGGCCUGCAGUUCCUGCUGUGCCUGUGUCUGUACGACGGUUUCCUCACGAUGGUGGACCUCCACCACAGCGCCCUGCUGGCGGACCUCGCCGUGUCCGCCACGGAUCGCACGCGCCUCAACUUCCACUGCUCCGUGUUCAGCGCUCUGGGCUCCCUCUCCGUGUUCCUGUCCUACUACUUCUGGGACAAGGAGGAUCUGUCCUCCUUCCGGGUCUUCUGCGUGAGCCUGGCGGCUUUUUCCAUCGUGGGCUUUCUCUUCGUGUCGCGGUUGCUUCGGCGCCGUUUCCAAAAGGAAGUCCGCGUGAGACGGGAUGAGGCACUGGCACUCAAAGAGCUGAGUGUCGGCCAUGCUCCACUUGCCCACACGGAGAACCCCGUCACCAUUGGACAGUACCUCAAGCAGCUCUCCAAACACAGGAACUUCAUGUGGUUUGUGACGAUGAACCUUGUUCAGGUGUUUCACUGCCAUUUCAACAGCAACUUCUUCCCUCUCUUUCUGGAACAUCUCCUGUCUGACCACAUUACUGCCUCCACCGGUUCAAUCUUACUCGGCGUCUCAUACAUUGCCCCCCACCUGAACAACUUGUAUUUCCUGACACUGUGCCAGCGUUACGGGGUUUACCAGGUUAUCCGCUGGCUAUUUAUGCUCAAACUGGGACUUAGUGUGGUUAUGCUGCUGGCAGGGGCUGACCACAUUUAUCUGCUGUGCAUCUUCAUCGCUAGUAACCGUGUGUUUACGGAGGGCACGUGCAAGCUGCUGAAGCUGGUUAUUUCCGAUCUGGUGGACGAGGACUAUGUGGUCAAUCGGCGUCAGCAGGCCACCUCGGCGCUCCUCUUCGGGAUGGUCGCCUUGUUGACCAAACCGGGCCAGACAUUCGCCCCACUCAUCGGCACCUGGCUGCUGUGUGUUUACACAGGUUAUGAUAUUUUUGAGAGGGGACCCGUAAAGGACUCUCUGGUUUCUGUGCCUGACGUGGCCUCUGGCUCGGGGACUCCGCCUCUCCGCCUGGGCUGCUUCCACAUAGUGGUGUUCGUGCCUAUCACCUGUGCCCUGCUCCAGCUGGCGGCCUGGUCUCGCUUCACCCUUCACGGACGAAAACUGCAAGCGAUCAAGACCCUGAGGCAAGGGCCCCAGCAUGGCCACCUCAUCGAUGUCAAGGCCAUAUGAGCGGAGCGGGCGUGAAGCUGCACACAGACACUUUUUAUUGGUCGGUUUUACAAUCUAAGCCUCGUGUGCAAGAGUAUGAACCACGACACAACGUGUGGCCUUUGUGGAUGGUGGAAGAUGCACAAAAGGCUGACAAAUCCCGCUGGGAAGAAAACAACGUAUUUGGUUAAAAGAAGAAAAAAAGUGAAACCUGCCUUAUUUUUUUAUUAGAUUAUUGACUUGUAUUUAUAUUUGAACAGAUGACCAAAAGAUAAAGUUCAACCAAUCAAUCCUUUUUGAUGUGGUCAGACCGAGGUGAGAACUUGUCACGGUGUUCACCAAAGAUAGGGUGCCCUCUUUUAAAUAGUUUAAGCAAAGCCUCCAGAAAAACCGCUUGGCAGCUGGGUAAUUUAUCAUUAACAUCAGCCAGAUGUAAAGGUUACAGGUACACCAGAUGUAAAAACGAUAAGAAAAACUUUACCACAGAGCGACAGAUCUGAAUUUUCUAAUGUUUUUGACGAGAUGAAGAACAUUAACUUGCUUUGAUGCGCUCAGAGUGCCAUUGAAACUGCAUGGAACCCAUGUCCUGUUAUUUACCGGGUUUUUUUUAACGUGUCCACACGAUGGCUUGCCAGUUUGAUGUGAAUAACUGUUUUCUGAUCCGUACGGUAUUAAUGAUGUUUUUGCACAAAACUGCCAUUUGCCCGUUGUACUUCUAACAUUCUGAUUGUGACAUAUGUUAUGUACCGUAAUAAUGACACAUGGAAUUGGUGAAUUCUGCUGGUAACCAUAUUAUCUUAUCACUUUUGUAAUUUUUCAGAUAAUACAAAGAAUGCGUGGCGUUGCCACCAAUAAACCAAAUCAAAAACAA
This is a messenger RNA of Pseudoliparis swirei, 2594 nucleotides long. RefSeq names its product major facilitator superfamily domain containing 13A (gene slc68a1a). The transcript is spliced from 9 exons. Bases 212 to 1744 code for a protein of 510 amino acids. The record is from RefSeq and is a predicted model, not a curated record. NCBI's taxonomy places the organism in Eukaryota, Metazoa, Chordata, Actinopteri, Perciformes, Liparidae.